This is a messenger RNA of Physella acuta, 10560 nucleotides long. RefSeq names its product C2 domain-containing protein 3. Gene Ontology annotation, cellular component: microtubule organizing center; centriole; centriolar satellite. NCBI's taxonomy places the organism in Eukaryota, Metazoa, Mollusca, Gastropoda, Physidae. The record is from RefSeq and is a predicted model, not a curated record. Gene Ontology annotation, biological process: protein localization to centrosome; cilium assembly; centriole elongation.
AAGUUCAGACGAAUGUUUGUAUGGAUACCGUGGUAGUUUAUGUUACUUCCGACAAUGUUUUACACAUUUAUGAAUUUGCAUUUUUGUUUAUGUAAUUAUCAUGUCUAAAAAGGUUAACAAACCAUUGAAAUCAACUAAAAAGAAAGAUCCAGAUGGCCAGUGGAUAAAUGAUGAUGUUAAAGUAAACACAGGUCUUCCACCUCAAGUAGAUGGCCAGAUAAGAUGUUUUUGUAAAGUUAGUGUGUCACAGGUCAUUUGGACAAUAACAAAACCUCCACAGUCGACACUUGUAAGAAUCAGAUGGUGGGGGGAGCAAGGAGAUGGUUCAAUUUUUAGGCCUUUAGAUGUUAAAAAGGGGACCAAAUCAGAAUGUAAGACUACAGCCAGGUACCCUGUGCGCUCAGGGCCACAUCAAUUUGCCACAUACCUAGCAGACAUGGGCAAGCUGUCACUGGAUGUACUGACUAGCCCAAACUCAGAGGUUAUUGGCCAGGCCAAUGUGACAGAGAUUGUGCAGUUAUCCAAUACAAGGCCAAUCAAUGGAUUUUUCCCUGUGAUAUCGCCAUCAGGACAGAAACUGGCUAAUGUGCAAGUGGCUGUUGUACUUGAACCUUUGAUGGAUUCAUAUGACCAGAAGGGUUCCACCCCAACGACAGACACAGGGCUAAAUGUCCUAAAGAAAACCCAUGACUCUAUGACCCACCAAACCAUCCACCCAGAGGCCCACACAGACAUGCCAGCCAGACCUGAUAACACCAUCUUCAUCUCUCCUACUCAUAACAAAGAGAGUCAGUCAGACCCCAGAGCUGUGUCCAAAACUUACCAUACAGAUGAUCUACGUCAGAGACUUAACUAUGCAACUCCAGCAGCACCUGUAGCCUCAAACCAAAAAGACAUACUUUCUGUUUUGGUUGAUAAAGGAACUAAACUGAGGGAAGCAAUGAUUGUAUCUUCUAUGCACACAGACCUAAGCUCUGACCAUAUUUCACUCCCAUUUACUUCUAAAAGCCAAGAAGCUGCAGCAAGCUCACAUGUGGUACCAGUAGCCACCAUAGGAGACGAUGCACCAAGAUCAGCUGUUGAUUUACUCAUGGCUUCACCAAUAAGAAACCACGAUUUACAGCUGUAUAAUUUAAUGAAUGGGCUGAGCCCUGGAACAAGCUUGUCUUCUGAUGCUGGCUAUGACCAGAUGAUGAGUGAACCUGAGGACCCACUGCAUGAGAACUCUAUACUUCAAGAUCUCUUCUAUUACAACUCGGAUAAUGAUGGGUUUGGUUUGAGUGAUGUAAGCAGCUAUGACCAUAGACACUAUCCUCACACACCAGAGCAUGCUUACACCUCUCUGCCUUCUAAAUCCAAACUACAGCAGCUGGAUGACCCUGGGAAUCAGCGACCACCAUCCAGAGCAUCUUCACUCACAAGCUUAAACCUGGUAUCCCAAGACGAUGACGUGAACAGAAAGAAAAAAACAAAAAGGAAAGCAAGGUCUCGAUCUAGGUCCAGCUCCCAGUCCCGGUCUCGCUCAAACUCUCGGACAAGAUCAAAUUCUCUCAACAGAACGCUGAAGGCAUCCACAGAAACUAAUCCUCAAAGUUCUAAUUCUCAAGUGACAAAUAAACCAAAGAAAAAAUUAAGGUCUCGCUCAAGGUCAAAUUCUCGUUCACGGUCAAGGUCUCAGAAAAGGAGAAACAGCAUGGAAGAGGCUAGCGACAGUGAUAAAAUUAGUGUGGCGCAGUCUGAAACAUCGAGAGUGUCUUUUGACCCUGUUCAGACUGAUAUGAGAAAUCCAAAACAAGAGGGCUUGAGUGUAGAGAGGCUCACCUUGCUGGGUAGAGUCCACGUUGCAAGAGUCAACGUUGACAGCCUGCAGCUGGUUAAACCAGACCUUCUCGACACAUCCGAUUCAAAACUUUCUGUCAGUAAACUCAAGACAGGGAGACCCCCAGUGCCAAAAAAAUCUAAGAAAGCUUGUACCUACUUUGUGGAGUAUCAAUUCCCUGUUGUGGCUGCCUCUAGAGACAAAUAUUCCCCUAGUGCUAUGGCAACUGAGGUGACAAGAAUUGCCUCCAAGAAUGUCAAAAAUGGAGCUGUUGUGUUCAACACUAGAUCAGUUUUUCCUAUCAUGUUUGAUGGUGUUGCUGUAGAGAGAUGGUGGAAAUCUGCUCUAGUGUUCAGACUGUACAGCAAAGAGCCAGGGGAACACACUGCUACACUGAUUGGAAGUGGAGGUAUAUCUCUCAAGUCAAUUUUAAGGUCAGAAAAUCUGUUUGUCCAGCGUGAUAUAGAGAUUCCUGACACAACCAAAAAUGGACUGAACACUUCCAGGACUUCUUCAUUAAACAGCUCACUAAACAACAGAAACAAUGCUCACUUGUUUGGCCAUUUGAAGAUAUCAGUAGAGCUUGCGUCUGACCAUAAAGAAUUUGCCACAGUACUGGCAAGAACAAAACUGGCAGAGAUGAGUGGAAACGUGAAGAUAGUGCCCAUUGUUGGCCCUAACCCUGAGCUGGCCAAGUUGGCCGAGCAGUUGAGUAGGAACAAAGAUCAACCGGUCAUCAAGUCUCCCACUAAGAGAAUUGAUUUUUCUUUCACCUUGUUAGACAUCCCUGCUGUUGCUGAGUCAACAACCUCAAAUGUUCUAGCUGGCCUACCACCCCAGUCACCUCGCAGGAAGCCUCAGGCUGAGGAUGAAGGAGAUGAAAUAUCCAGGCUCAAACAGCAGCUGAAAAACACAUUGGCAGUGCUAAACACAGCCAACACACAACAUGGCAGCAUAGCACAGAUGGACUCUGGUGCCCUGGUCUUAAGAGGGCAACCAGACCUAGUGGGCAUGACACUUCACACUUUGCUGUACAUUCAAGAAGGGAGACAACUCUCAAUAACUGGUGUUCCACCACUCCACAUGGCCCAGAAGUAUCCUGCCUUGGUGAAGCCACCAGUAGAAGGACGAGAUGCAGUGGUUCGCAACACCUAUCUAGUAUGCAGGAUGUUUUGGUGCAACGAUUCUGUCCAUUCCAAUGUUUGUUGGGGGACCCUCAACCCAGAGUACAACUUUUUACAGGUAGCACCAGUUAUAAUGACACCACAACUUCUUGAGAGACUCAGGGACAACUACAUGAUAGUGGAGGUUUGGGAUAAAAAAGUUGCUUCAGAAAAUGACAAGCUGAUUGGUAUUGUUAAGUUGAGUCUCCAUCAGUUCUACAUGUCAUUUAGAGAAAGAAAAAUUGCCAAUGCUUUACUCAAGUCAGAAUAUCCUGUAAUGGCAUUAGACAACUACAUGCCCAUAGUUGAUCCAUUUUCUGGUCUUCAUUUUGGUCAGUUGAAAGUUGUGUUAGCUAUGGGAUCAGAACCACAGGUUGCCACCCUACAAAGACUAGUGAUAGACUCCAGUGGCAUGGAUCAAGUCCCACAGAAACCUCUGGCUUAUCUAGAGAGACAGGACUUGCUCAAUGGAGUUUCUGUGAACCCAUCAGCCAGAGCAGUGGAGCAUCAAUUUGAAAUCAAUAUUGAAGGACUCAAGGGACUUAAGCUGUUUGAGAAAAUGAUGUGGGGAGAGGCAGAUUGUUUUGUGCAGUAUUUCUUUCCCUCACAAGGAGAGGAGAGGGAGGAGGGGGUGACCACUGUUAAAUCCCUUCCCACAAUGAAAUGUUUCCGUACAGCCACCACUCUGUGUAUACCUGACCCAACAUUCCAUGACACAUCUAGGCACAAGUUGAUAUUACCUUUUGGAACUCCUGUGCAAAGAGAGCUACUCACAGCUUGUGCCAACUCAGGUGGAGGUGUUAGUGGUCUACCAUUUGAGGUUUGGUGUAGAUACUAUCAUCCCAAUGUUCGAGAUCAGCUGAUUGCUAAAUCCUCUCUCCCAUUGGCUAAACUGUGUGCCAUGAUAACCAUGCACAAAAAAGGAGAAUCCUGCAUACAGUCGUAUUCUUUACGGCUCUCCCAGGUUGGAGCUGAUGGUCAGCAGGACAGUGUUGAGGCUGUAGCUAAGUCAAAAGAUGUGGGUGUGUUGGAGGUGACUGUCAACUACAAAUCUCUUCCUGCCCAGUGUGAGACAGCAAGUAGUGCUCAAAAAAGUUAUGACGGUUCGCAGGUGUGCUUGUCCGUUGGCAUUAUCAGAGCAUCUGGACUCAAGGCUGCAGCAGAUGCCAUCGCUCACUUAGAUUCCUCCAUGGCUUACCCUGCUGAUGUUGGGGUGAACGCUUAUGUUAGGAUUAAAAUUUCAUUUUUGGGAAAAGAGAAUGAAAGAAUGACAAAAACUGUUGCCAGAAGUUUUUCUCCAGAGUUCACCCACUACAUAGACUUCCCCUGCCCACUGCUCAUGUCCAAUGUCCAUUCAACUGAUGCCACAAGCUUGGCAGAACUGUUGGAGUCAGGCGAGGCUGAGUUUGAAGUCUGGCAUCAGAUUCCCACAGGUCUAAAUAAAGAUUUCCAGAUGGAGAAAAGUGGGUCAGCGGGUCGCAGAUUGACCCAGCACACAGGUGAUGUUCUCCUGGGGACCGCCAUUGUUCCUCUUGUCUCACUCCUGACCAGAAGAACAGGUAUAUCUGGGUGGUUUGCUGUCAAUCUUCCCUCAAUGGGGUGGACAAAACCAGUUGAUGGUGGGGAUGCUCAUACCACUACAGCUUUAGACCAAGUGGCUGGAGGCCUGGAGUUGUCCAUCAGAUUCCCCACCCAGGAAGACAGAGACCGUGUUGUCAGCGCUGCUAGAAGUGUGGGCUGGGGGCCGAUAGAUUUAGAUGUUGAGCAGCCUGAUUGGCAGGAUGAGGGUAAGUCCCACCACAAUGUACACAAUAUCACUGUGAGUGUGGAUCAGGUCACAUUCCCAGUCACCUGUGCUCUAUUGGUUGGUCAGACUGAACUUGACCCCACAGCCAGGUGUUAUGUGAGGUACAAGUUUUAUGAUAAAGGUGCUGUAGCCUCCAAAGGUAGAAAGAUUCACCUGUCUGACACUGGGAGCCUGCUGUGUUCAUUGAGUCACAAGCAGAGUUUUGUGUUGUCCCACACUGCACCCUUACAGUGGUAUUUGAGAGAAGAGAGGCUGGAGAUACAGACCUGGGUGACGUAUGGUAGAGGGACUGAAGGUGAACGUAGGCCCAGACAGAGGGAUAAGCUGAUUGGCAGCUGUUACAUAGACCUGGAGUCAUUGACUGACACUAGAAGAGGACAGCAGAGAAUCAGUGGCCUGUUUCCCCUCUUCAAACCUGGCUCAAACAGUCUGAAGGCAGCUUUCAUCAGGGCCCACAUUACCUCACGCAUCAACACUAGUGCUAGACAUCUGACAUCCGAGGAAAAGAAGAUGAACACAGACCUGGAUGUGAGCCAGUCAGAGACUGACCAGUCAGUGAGUGCAGAUGACUGGACAGAAGGCUUCAGCUUCAACAAGACACCAAAGAAAGGGAAAACAAAGUCAGAUGGUGCCAACCCUGACACCAGUUUUGGUGUGCUACUGGCUGUUGAGCGGGCCAUGCAUUUACCUAUGGUGUCUGAGAGAAACAGAUCAGGAGAAAUCUGCCCAUCAACGUAUGUAUCAUAUCAGAGUGCUGAAAGGUCAAAGCCCUCCUGCAGCUCCAUCUUCCCCAACUCAACCAACCCUGUGUGGGACUACGUGGUGGAGACUAGGCUCAGUACAGAGUACCUGUACAAGUUAAACAAGAACUUGAUAUUAAAAGUGUGGCACAAGCCGUCUGAUGCUUCAAAAACUCCAGAUAAAUCAAGUGAUCGUGUUCUUGGAUUUGUGUCAGUGGACUUAUCUUCCCUUGCUAAAGGACUACACCAAAUAUGUGGCUGGUAUAACAUCAUAGACUUCAAUGGGCAGUGUAAAGGUCAGAUAAAGGUCAGCAUAACUCCACAAGAUCUACAACACAGUGAGAGGAUAUCUAGCUCUUCCAGCACCAGCUUGUUGCUCCCAAACUUUGGGUUCAACAGUCUGAGCUUGUCCACCAACACCAACGCUGUGGCCUCCAGGAUUGUUGAACAGCUCCACAGCCUACAGCAACAUGUCAUCCAAAAGAUGGGCAUCUUGACCAACCAGGACUCAGGCAUUAAUGCUACGUUGGAAACUGAAUCCAGAGAAGAUUCAGUCAGUCAAGGGAGCCCCGCUCUGGGAAAUACAUCAGCCUCACUACACUGGAGACCCAAUUUUACAUCACAGCCCAGAACAGAAGACCCAUCUAAAUCUUUCCUCUAUUCAUCCUUGAGACGCCAGCUGCAAGACUUAGAUACCAUGACCCAAAGCUUCAAGACGCGACUGUCUGUCCAACAUCAGGCGCUGGAUGCAGGCGAGCAGCCGUGGAACACUGCCACAUCUGGUGAGAUUUUGACUGGCACACAGUCUGACUUGAGCUCCAUCCACACAGCCUCCUCCCUCUUCAACACCCAGGACUCCCCUCUCAACGUUGCCACAUCACAAGAGUCCACUAAGAGUCACAACAUGAACCAUGACUCUCCUGUGAUGCCCAACUUCUCAGAAGUUGCAUCCUCGCAGGAGUCCACAAAGAGUCACAACAUGAACCACGACUCAUCCGUAGAGAACGUGCACCAGGCUGUGAAAGACGGAGAUAAAAAGGAGAAAAAAGGCCGGAAACUCUUAGACUCUGGAAUUUAUUCCGCUAGAAACUUAUCAGAAAAAUCUGUCGAAGAAGCCCCGGACAGCCAGCGCAGUGAUAAAAACAUUUUAGCCGUAACGAGCGACACCAUGUCAACAUUUAGGUCUGGUUACGCUGAUUCCCUGCCACAGGCCACCUCCACUAUUGGCACAUUAGAGGGCGGGUUCCUGGCCGUGGCCGCCAGCAAAACCCAGACUCUCCUGCCCACCAUUGACAACUCAGAGAGCUCAGGCAACAGCCACGGCUUUACCCCAGGCACACAGAGGAGUAACGCCACGGAGAGCUUCUCAUUUAAAGGGAAACCAGGAUCAAAACCAGCCAGUGCCGUGGGAAGUCAGUCAGACUCCAAGCCCAGCCAAAGUGGUAGCGGGUCAGCAAGGUCAGACUCUAGACACAGCGGUAGCGCAACAGCAAGGUCAGACAGCAAACAUAGCGGUAGCGGAACAGCAAGGUCAGAUUCAAGACACAGUGGUAGCGCAACAGCAAGGUCAGACAGCAAACAUCAGGAGCAUGUUGAAGAGGAUGAGGAUGUGGAUGGAAGGUAUGGCAGCUAUCAUCAGUACAGGGAGUUGCUGGAUGAAGCAGAAGAUGAAAGUCAGGAGGGAAGUGAUGAUGAUGUAGAGGAGGUGAAAAUCAUCCCCAGGAGCUUAAACAACAUUUCUACUGUUCUAGCUCUGGGAGCUAACCCUGCUGAUGGUGCCACUAUUGGUGGGAGUGUUGUAAGGCAUAACAGUGACUUAGACCAGCCUCUAGCUUCUCUACAGAAUUUAGCCCUGUCUCCAGCUUCCCCCAGUGCUAAUGCCCACGAAGGGACUAGCAUCUGGUGCUCUGAUGACAACGAUGACAGUUUUUUCGAGCACGUGUUUGAGAAAAACAAACAGUUUGUCACGGAGGAUGAUGUGGGGGACAUGGACAGCUUGCUGAAGGAUGAACUGGAGCACCAUGGCAAUGAGAGGCUGGAGAAAUGGCUGAAGGCUCAGAAGAAAAUGGCGCCAGGGUCAAAGGUUGAGGGUGAUGAGGGCACAGAGGAGCAGCAGAACAAGCAGGAUGUUGAGAGCCUGGCCAGUGAUGAGGGGAGACAAGCAGAUCCUGGUCAGUUGUUUGAUGAGGACAUGAGGCUGCAGCUGGACAACUGUUCCGAACAUGAACAGGGGGAGGAAACCCAUCGAGGGAUCACUGUCUGGAAUCAGAACGCCGGCUAUUCCAGUGAUGAGGACACCUCCCGGAACAUGUGGACCAAAAAACAUUCAGUGGAAGAUUUCUUCGAUGUGGCUGACGUGGAAUUUGCCAGCAACACUGUCAGAACACAAACUAAGAACACUGAGUUUGACGAGCAUGAUAUAGAGCCUGAGUUUCAGCUUGAUUUUGAUCAUGACAAGGUUUCAGAGCUUCCCACUCCUAAAAGCCUCCUGUCUAAAGUUGAACUGCUGGACACCUUAACGUCAACAGGGCAGAAUAAAAUUUCUCUCGAAGCCUCCUCGUCCCUCAAAUCAACAUCUGCACCACAGACGCUCCAGUCUACUUUCAGUGAGAUUUCAUCCCUGGCUUCAAACCAAAGACUGGAAUAUCCUUACACCCUGGAGCUGCCAGCCCAACAGACUGGGGAGGGUGCUAGGCCUAAGCUUCGACAUCUCCUGUCCAAUGUGGACCUGGAAUCCGAGUCCUCAACACAGAGGCCUAACUCUGGCAGCAGUAAAAAAUCUCUCAGCUCUCACACCGCCUCCAAAACAAGCUCCAUCAAAUCUGUCAGCAGUUCCAGCAAAGCCUCUGGUCAAUCAGCUGACGUGAAGCAGCAUUCAGGAUCUUCUACCUCAGCAUUACAGGACACAUCAAAACCUUUCAACACACACAACCCCUUACACACAGCCAAGAUGAAUGUCAACAACAGCGCAGGCCAUGACAAGGAUAGUACAGUUGACUCGGCCUAUAAUGAGGGAGAGAGUGAUGGACACAGCACUCACCCCAGCAGCAUCCUGGUCACCAACGGAGUUCACAGGUCAACUGAUGAUGGGAACGAGGACAGUGGCGUUGACCAGCCUAAAGAGUCCAUCUAUGAGCUGGAUUCUUUCCCAAACUUUUUCAUGCCAGCAGAAGAUAUGCAAGCCUCUCUUCGUGCCAUACAGCUAGCAACUGCUGCAGCUUCUAGUAUCACAAAAGAUGAUUUGCGAGCUGAAAGAAAGGUGGAGGCUGUGUCCCAGCUAGUCAACAAAAUAACAGCCUCUAAGGUCAAGGUAACUCCUUUGUCCCUCAAGAACAAGCUACCCCCUUCAGCUGAAGAAUCAAAAAGGAUUGCCAAAAUAUUCUCUUCCAAAAUUUCUUGAGUAACCUACUCAAAAUUCAGGAAUAAUUCAGCUUUUUAUUUUUAGUUUUAUUAUUUUUACUGUAAAAUUCUGGGCAUGUAAGCUAUAUUUUGCAAAACUAAUCUAUUUAAUAAAUAUACUCAAAUCUAAGUGCUCAGUCCACUAGAACAAAUAACUUUAAUAAUGUAUUUUUCUACAGAUUUGUAAUUGGUGCUUUUCUAUCUGUUAUUUUUACUCAAACUUAACAUUCCUAUUUAAGCCACAUUGCCAAAGCAGCAUAAUUUAGUAGUUUGGUAACAUUAUCUCUAUGGUGUUUUUGUUUGGUGAUUUUAGAUGGCUUUGUUUAAGGGUGUUUCAAAUAAAAGCAAGUAGCAAUAGUUUAUAACUUAUUGGCUUUUAAAGAUUUUUUGAGAAACUUUGAGUUAGAUUCUUAAAUUAUUUUUACAUUUUGUAUCUUCUUCACCAAAGUGCCUAUAAAGUUUGAAAUAUUCAUAUUUUUUUUCUAUCUUACCUCUUAGUGUUAGCUUUAGAUUGUUUCAUUGCUUCAACAUUCCAACUUUUUCAUUCAAGGAACUAUUCAGGUGCUAAAAAUCUUCUUGUACAGGGUCCAGUGUUUUUAAUAUUUUUUAUUGUCUUGUUCAGAUAGACCAGGUUUCCCGUGCCAAAUGUCAUUUCUAUCUAAACUGUCAGUCCAUUGUAAACAUGUUAGCACCAUUGAAAUUGUUUAUAGAUUAAUGUGUGAAAAAAAAAAAGUCUAGCUGAAGUGAGUUUCCUAUAUUUUUAGGAAUCUUAACAUUAUUUGAUAAAACUCAGUUGAAGGUUAUGCUGACAAUUUUUGUAUGGAGAGGACCGUACAUUUAAGAUUUGUUAUUUGGUCAUUCACUGUCAGUCUACUUUGCUUGAUGUAAUUAACAUUGUGUUGAUUGUGGUUUCGUUUUUCUAAUUUCCAUUUGUCUGUAAAAAAAAAUGUAAUAAUUUUCUAAUGAAGCUCAUCUGUGAUAUAAAGUUGUUUCUCACAUUUUGCCAAAAUCCACUUUGUUCGUGUUGUAGAACAAAUGACUUCAGUUUGUCAAAAUUUUGGAAAACUGCAAUUUUUAAUCAGUUAAAAUAAAAUUGUUUUUUAAAAAAAAAUUAUUAACGCCUCUAAAGUAAAUUAAAAUGAUUUUUUUCUGGAGUAGUCUAUUUUUAUUAAAAAAAAAAUGUAUUGUAUAUAUUGUUUAUACUACUUUAAUUUAUAAUUUAUUUACUGUAAGUUUGUACUAUGUAAAAGUGCAUGAUAUAAAUUUCAAUCUCCUUGAACCUUUAGACAUCUUGUAAUUCUUUUAAACUGAUCACCAGUUAAUAGAACUGAUCAAUAUUUAACUAAUGAAAUCAUAAGUACACAAAAUCAAUGAAGUUGCCAUUUACACUUCUAAAAUAUAUUACCUUCUGGUUUUGUACCCAACAAGUUAUCUAAAAUUCAAAUUUUAUAAAGGUAAAAGCAUGGCAUUACGUUAAAAUAAAAACACUUAUCCUUUAUAACAUUGCUUAUGUAGCAUAUUUUUCUCUUAACAAAUGGAGUUGUGUUUCCUUUACCUGACUGGGACUAUUAUAUUUCUUAAUAUUAAAACUUGAUCGAAUACAUUUUUUUUUAGAUUAAACAUACACUUUAA